AUGAGGGCCACACAAACCCUCCUCUCAAGAGGCUUCUUCGGCCGUAGUAUGGAUGAGCUCAGGCGGCCUGUGAGCUUCGAGGCUAUCAAAGGCGCUACACAGCCCAAGCCUCUUUACGAGUUCAACACCCCCGAUAGCGUUCGCGACUGCAUCAUCAUGACUGACAAGACCAUCGGCGGCUUCUCAGAGAGCAACUUCGACUUCCACAAAUCCACCGACGCCAACAACGACGCCAACAACGACCCCAAGAUACCCUCUGCUUAUGCCCGUUUUCAUGGCAACAUCUCUACUCGCCUCCCCUCCGACCGCCCCAAUAUUCAACGAACUGGCUUUGCUGGCUUCCGGUCUCCGGAUCAAAGGCCAACCGCCUUCGGCCGUUCCAUGUGGGAUAUUGAUCCAUACAUCUACCUCGCCCUGCGUGUCAAGUCGGAUGGCCGCAGUUACUUUGUCAACUUGCAAACCGAGAGUGUCGAACCAUCAGAUUUACAUCAACAUCGAUUAUUCCCCAAACGCCCGGGCCAAUGGGAAACAGUGCUCAUAAAAUGGAACGACUUUGUGAGGACGAAUCACGGUUUUGUGGUGGAACCUCAGACUGAGAUGCUUCGACAGAAGGUCUUGACUGUGGGUAUUGGACUAACAGAUCGUGUUGAUGGUCCAUUCGAGUUGUGUAUCGAGAGAGCGUGGGCCACCAAUGAUCCCAGUGAGGUUGAAGUGGCAGAAGAACCCAAAACUGAGACUGUGGCACAGGGAGGCCAGCUACGGAACAAGAAGGGCGAAAAAGUACGGUGGUAG
This is a messenger RNA of Fusarium musae, 792 nucleotides long. RefSeq lists its product as uncharacterized. Gene Ontology annotation, biological process: mitochondrial respiratory chain complex I assembly; mitochondrial electron transport, NADH to ubiquinone. The coding region runs from base 1 to 792 and encodes 263 amino acids. Lineage: Eukaryota; Fungi; Ascomycota; Sordariomycetes; Hypocreales; Nectriaceae. The transcript is spliced from 2 exons. Gene Ontology annotation, cellular component: mitochondrion. The record is from RefSeq and is a predicted model, not a curated record.